Molecule: messenger RNA, 3995 nt
Organism: Owenia fusiformis
Lineage: Eukaryota; Metazoa; Annelida; Polychaeta; Sabellida; Oweniidae
Source: the annotation of a GenBank genome assembly
AUAUCUCUUGGAACAGUGACAAAUGUGGAGGAGGCUGUGAAAUGGCUCAGUUACACAUACAUGUUUGUUCGCAUGAGAGCCAACCCUCUUGUCUACGGAAUACCAUAUAAGGCAAUACAGGAAGACCCUACUCUGGAGGUGCACAGACAUGACUUGAUUGUGAAUGCAGCCAGGGCUCUUGACAAGGCAAAGAUGAUUAGAUUUGAGGAGAAAACUGGCUACCUUAAUCCUGUAGAUCUUGGACGCACUGCCAGUCACUUCUACAUCAAGUAUGACACAGUAGAGGUCUUCAAUGAGUUGUUCAAGUCACUAAUGACUGAGGGUGACAUCUUUACAAUGGUCUCUAAAGCUCAGGAGUUUGAUCAGAUAAAGGUGCGAGAUGAAGAAAUGACUGAACUUGAGACCCAUUUGGUCGAUGUCUGCAGUAUGCCUGUUAAAGGUGGCGUUGAAAACACAUACGGGAAAGUAAAUAUUCUUCUACAGACGUACAUUGCGAGGCAAAUGCUGGAGAGCUUUUCAUUGGUCUCUGAUCAGGCCUAUGUGGCACAGAACUCUGGUAGGAUUGUGCGUGCAUUGUUUGAGAUGGCACUCCGUAAGGGCUGGCCUGUAAUGGCAGGGAGACUACUGAACAUCAGCAAAACCAUUGAGAAGCGACUCUGGGGUUAUGAGCAUCCUCUCAAACAGUUCCCUAUUCUCACACACGAGGUUCUCAAUAAGAUUGAAGCCAAAAAUUUAACACUUGAUAAACUGAGAGAAAUGGAACCUAAAGAAAUAGGUCACAUGAUUCACCAUGUACGAAUGGGUGGGAAAGUAAAGCAGUGUGUAAGUCAAAUCCCAAACAUCGAACUUGAUGCCACAAUCCAGCCAAUCACAAGGACUGUUCUCAGAGUGAGGCUAACAAUAUCACCCCAGUUCACGUGGAAUGAUCGGGUUCAUGGUUCAGGGUCGGAGCCUUUCUGGGUAUGGGUUGAGGAUCCAGAAAAUAACCACAUCUACCACUCUGAGUACUUCAUGAUGCAGAAGAAAAUGGUGAUGAGCAAAGAAGAUCAGAAUCUUGUGUUUACAAUACCAAUAUUUGAGCCUCUUCCCAGCCAAUACUAUGUUAGAGCAAUAUCUGAUAGGUGGCUAGGCUCAGAGACCAGUUGUGCGAUAUCUUUCCAACAUCUAAUCUUGCCAGAGAGACACCCUCCUCAUACAGAACUGCUUGAUCUUCAACCCCUCCCUGUGACAGCUUUCAAUAACCCGAACCUGGAGACACUGUACAAGUUCAGUCACUUUAACCCUGUCCAGACGCAGAUUUUCCACACUCUUUACCACACAGACUGUAAUGUCCUCCUAGGGGCACCCACAGGCUCUGGGAAAACAGUCGCUGCAGAGAUGGCCAUAUUUAGGGUCUUCAGGGAAAAACCAGGGGCUAAGUGUGUAUAUAUAGCUCCACUGAAGGCGCUAGUGCGAGAAAGAAUGGAAGACUGGAAAAUCAGAAUUGAGCAAAAACUUGGCAAAAAGGUCGUCGAACUGACUGGUGACGUCACUCCAGAUAUGCGAGCUGUUGGAUCAGCUGACCUCAUCGUCACAACCCCUGAGAAAUGGGAUGGAAUCAGUCGUAGUUGGCAGACUCGUGGCUAUGUGAAAGCUGUUGCGCUGAUUGUUAUUGAUGAGAUCCAUUUGUUGGGGGCUGACAGGGGGCCAGUCCUGGAAGUGAUUGUGUCUCGUACAAACUUUAUUUCCUCUCACACUGAUCAGCCAGUCAGAGUUGUGGGUUUGUCAACUGCAUUGGCAAAUGCACGUGAUCUGGCAGAUUGGCUUGGAAUCAAACAGAUGGGGCUGUUUAACUUCCGUCCAUCUGUUCGCCCUGUUCCACUGGAAGUGCACAUUCAUGGAUUCCCAGGCAAGCACUACUGUCCAAGAAUGGCGACAAUGAAUAAACCAACAUUCCAGGCCAUCCGGCUCCACUCACCCGACAAACCCGUCAUGGUGUUUGUAUCUAGUAGACGUCAAACGCGACUCACCGGACUAGACUUGAUAGCGUACCUUGUGGCGGAUGAAAACCCGAAACAAUGGUUACACAUGGAAGAAAUGGCGAUGGAGAAUAUCAUAGUUGGAAUCAAAGAUAGUAAUCUCCAGAUAACGUUGGCAUUUGGGAUUGGAAUCCAUCACGCUGGGUUACACGAACGGGAUCGGAAAACUGUUGAAGAAUUGUUCGUCAAUCAGAAGAUCCAGGUUUUGAUUGCCACCAGUACCCUAGCUUGGGGAGUCAACUUUCCCGCUCAUCUUGUUGUUGUCAAGGGAACUGAAUAUUUUGAUGGUAAAACACGCCGUUAUGUUGAUUUUCCGAUCACUGAUGUGCUCCAAAUGAUGGGUCGGGCAGGGCGCCCUCAGUUCGACGAUCAAGGUGUAGCUGUGAUCCUUGUACAUGACGUAAAGAAACAUUUCUACAAGAAGUUUCUGUACGAACCUUUCCCAGUUGAAUCAAGUUUGUUGGAAGUGUUACCUGAUCAUUUGAAUGCUGAGAUUGUCGCAGGCACAAUAGCCUCAAAGCAAGAUGCAAUGGACUACAUAACAUGGACGUAUUUCUUCAGACGGCUCGUCAUGAACCCAAGCUUCUAUGAACUGGACAACACAGAUCACGACAGCAUUAACAAAUUUCUAUCACAACUCGUUGAGAAAGCUCUCUACGACUUACAACUGUCAUCCUGUAUUCAAAUCUCGGAUGACAACAAUGGAAUAGAGGCUAUGGUUCUGGGAAGAAUCUCCUCAUAUUACUACAUAAAUCAUACAACCGUUCGAAUGUUCCAGGACCGCUUCAAAGCAGAGUCAUCAAUACCAGAACUUCUCGAGAUACUCUCUGAUUCUUAUGAAUACUCUGAACUCCCCGUGAGGCAUAAUGAAGACCAGUUGAACAGUGAGUUGGCCAAGAAAGUUCCGUUGGAGGUCAACACACAUUCUCUUGACAGCUCAAAUACGAAGACGUUUAUUCUACUUCAGGCUCACUUUUCACAGCAGUCCCUACCAUCAACGGACUACCUCACUGAUACGAAAUCAGUGCUAGACCAGGCUAUUAGGUUGCUCCAAGCAAUGUUAGAUGUCUUAGCAGAUCAAGGCUGGCUUGUGUCAGUGUUGAGAACCAUACAUCUUAUACAGAUGGUGGUACAAGGAAGAUGGUUGGAGGAUUCUAGUCUGCUGACAUUGCCACAUAUCCAACCUUUCCACGUUGAUGCCCUGAUGUCUUCUAAGAGAGGAGGGGGCAUCGAAUGUAUUCCAGAACUGAUGGCCGUGUGUAGAGGGGGUAUUUCAUCAUUAACAGCAGUCAUAGGGGAAUAUUUCAACAGGACACAGAUUGAUCAGAUUCUCCAGGUUGUGCUUCAAUUUCCAGAGAUUGAUGUCCAGCUAUCAAUCAGGGGCUGGUGGGAGGGGGGAACAGUCCAGCAAACGAAACAAGUGAACACGAAUAUCACAGGGGGCCGUCCCUUACCCGAAUCUUGGAUUACUGUGCAUGCUGAUCAAGCGUAUGUUUUGAAUAUAAAACUCCACCGACAGAACAGACGGAAAAAAGACAGUAAAGCAUAUGCCCCACGCUUCCCUAAGGCCAAAGAUGAGGGCUGGAUCAUUGUUUUAGGUGAAAUUGAAACAAAGGAAGUGAUAGCAAUAAAACGUGUAGGAUAUGUACGUGGCCAUAAUAACAUACAGCUCUCAUUCUACAGCCCAGAAACUCUAGGACGUGUCAUUUACACAGUGUAUGUAUUAAGUGAUUCGUACCUAGGCUUGGACCAGCAAUACGAUGUAUGUUUAGAUGUUACUGCUCCAAGUAUUGAGGCCCAAGUCAAUUCAGAACUCAAAGAUGAACUAGAUGGUUUGGAUUUUGGUGAUUAAGCAACUUAGAACAGUGUAGCAAUUUGCUGAAGGCUACAAUUGGAACAGGCUUGCAUCAAGCCCCUUUAUUCACUCUAUUCUUCAACUCGACACAAGGUAGAUGAAACAGGGUACUACAUGUUCAU